This is a messenger RNA of Gastrolobium bilobum, 1444 nucleotides long. RefSeq names its product KH domain-containing protein At1g09660/At1g09670. Bases 148 to 1041 code for a protein of 297 amino acids. Lineage: Eukaryota; Viridiplantae; Streptophyta; Magnoliopsida; Fabales; Fabaceae. Gene Ontology annotation, cellular component: nucleus. The transcript has 8 exons. Gene Ontology annotation, molecular function: mRNA binding. Gene Ontology annotation, biological process: regulation of mRNA splicing, via spliceosome. The record is from RefSeq and is a predicted model, not a curated record.
GGUGAAUUAUAAAAGAGAGUGAUGAUAGAUUAGAGUGUGUCAUUUCUCUUCUCUUUUCUCCUUUGGUGGUAGGGCUCCGCACCGCACACUCGCCACUCUCCAUUUUCACAACUCUUCAAUCUCUCUGCUUUUUAUUCAAGUAGAUAGAUGGGAGAGAGGAUCCCAUCUGGGAGUUAUUUCCAGUUCCCUCCUCCUGGAGUUCCUCCAUCUCCUAUUAGGUCCUCCUCUAUUUCUUCAGAUCGCGAAAGAUAUUUGGCUGAAUUACUGGCAGAGAGGCAAAAGUUGGGACCGUUUCUGCAAGUUCUACCGCAAUGUACCAGGCUCUUAACUCAAGAAAUCAGACGCAUAUCCGGUUUUAAUCAAGGUUUCAUGGAUCAUGAAAGACUUGAGCCAGACAGUCCAUAUAGGUCCUUAGGUCAACAUCCAAAUAGUAGACCAAUGGAUUUGGAGGGAUGGCCUGCUGUACCGAUAGAGGACAACGGAAAUCUCCAAAGAAUGGGAUCAUUUCAAGCGCCACCAAUGGGUUGGCCUGGGACACAAGGAGUUCCAACUACUCCUAUUGUGAAAAGAGUUAUUAGGCUUGAUGUCCCUGUAGACAAAUAUCCCAAUCAGUAUAAUUUUGUUGGCCGAAUUCUGGGACCUCGUGGGAACUCAUUGAAAAGAGUGGAAGCCAUGACAGAAUGUAGGGUUUACAUCAGAGGCUGUGGCUCUGUGAAAGAUUCUAUUAAGGUAAAGUCGGAAGAGAAGCUUAAAGAUAAACCAGGAUAUGAGCACCUUAAAGAGCCAUUGCAUGUGUUGGUGGAGGCAGAGUUUCCAGAGGAUAUAAUCAAUUCUCGGUUGGAUCAUGCUGUGGCAAUAUUAGAAAAUCUUUUGAAGCCUGUGGAUGAAUCUCUCGAUCACUAUAAGAAACAGCAAUUGAGGGAGUUAGCUAUGCUCAAUGGUACUUUGAGGGAGGAAAGUCCAAGCAUGAGCCCGAGUAUGAGUCCAAGCAUGUCACCUUUUAACAGUACUGGAAUGAAACGUGCAAAGACAGGAAGAUGACCCCAAUGUGUGAAUGGUGGAUCAUACAUUUUUCUCAAGCUAAGUUAUUAGCAUCUGAUCUCUUAGAAUUUGCGGUGGUCUUUUCACUGAUAUCAUUCACCAGAAACACCUUUGGAGCUGAACCUCAAGUAGCUUGCUGGGAUGACAGAUGGUUUAUCCACUUAAUUUUGUCUAUUUCGCUUUGACGUCUAUUCUUUGGUGUAUUAACCGCUAGAACAUUCACUGUCAUUUUGCUUAGUAUUAACUAAUUUGCGGGUGCUACUUUGUAGCAUACUCCUAGUUCUUUUUUUUAGGGUCAAAUUAUUAGAUAAAAUACAUGCGUACAUCUAUAAUGCAUGGUAUUGACUCUGAAAACCUAAUAAGUGUCUUUGAUUAUAUUGCGACAUGAAUACUUUUGGUAUUA